AUGGAAGAAAAUCAAUAUAAUGAAGAUAAUUCUCUUUUCUAUAAUGAUAUAUAUAAUUUUAUAAAUAUUUUUAAAAAAGAUGGAAAAAUUAUAACAUUAAUAUUAUCAUCUAUCUUUCUUUCUAUUUCACCUGUUGGAUAUCAUAUUGUAGUUCUUAAUGUUCCAGGAGAAAUAAUUCAAGAAAGCAUUAAUCAAAGUAUAUAUAAUCUUUUUAAUAUUAAAUUAAAUGAUAAUCAAUUAGGAAUAUUAUGGUCAUUAACAGUAUCAGCUCAAGCAUUUGGUGCUCUUAUUGGAUGUUUCUCAAUUACAUAUUUUGUCCAAAAAUAUGGAGUAAAAUUUACAAUGUUUUAUAUAAAUAAUAUUGUUCUUAUUAGCUCAUCUUUAUUAAUGUUAAUGUCAAAAUAUAUAUUUACAUUUUUUCUUUUAUUUAGUGGAAGAAUUUGUGUUGGAUUGUAUACUGGAAUGGCAUGUGGUAUUACACCUAUGUUUAUAAAAGAAGUUUCACCUAAACAUAUUAAAGGUUCUUUAGGAUGUUUCUUACAUAUAUCUGUAUGUAUUGGAUCAGCAAUCUCAGGAAUACUAUCACUUGAAUUUAUUUUAGGAAUUUUUCAAAUGUAUAUUGGUAAAAAAAUACCUGAUACACCAAAUUUUUUACUACAAAAUUGUGAUUAUAAUAAGGCUUUAUUAUCAAUUAAAUAUUAUUAUAAUAUUGUAAAUGGUGAUGGUGAAGAAAGAAUAUCAAAAUAUAGGGAACUAGUUACUAAUUUAUCAACGCAAAUUUCAAUUAAAGAAGCAUUUAAUGAUAGUAAUACUCGAAAAGGUAUCUUUUUAGGAAUGAUAUUAAAUGCAGCGCAAAUAUUUUGUGGAUCUAUGACAAGUGUAUCAUAUUCAACAUUUAUGUUUAAUUCUGUCUCAUUUUCUAAAAUAUUAACACCAUUUCUACCAACAAUUGGAUCACUGGUAAGUGUUUUAUUAACAAUACCCGCUAUAAGAUUAGUUGAAAAAUAUGGAAGAAGACAACUAAUAAUAAUUACAUUAAUUAUAUGCGGAUCAGCAAAUUACUUAAUGACACUUUUUUCUCUUAUAUCGCAAUCUAAUGUUUCUCCAAGUUGGGGUACCUAUGCAUAUUCUAUAACAUUUUUAUUAAUGGGAAUAGGAUAUAAUAUAGGUAUAGGUCCAUUAGCAUAUUUUGUACCAGAAGAAUUAGUUCAUCCAUGUGCUUCAUCUGUAGCAUUAGGUUUUUCAAUAUGUAUAAAUUGGAUUUCAACAAUGCUUACUAAUUUAAUAUUUUAUCCAUUAAAUAUUGAAAUUGGUGGAUAUAGUUAUUUAUUAUUUGCCUUACCUACAACUAUUUUUACAAUUAUUUUGUACUUUUAUUUACCAGAAAUGAAGACAUCACAAAAUAAUACUGAUAGACAAAUGUUAACAUGUAAUUUAUUACAAGAUGUCUAUGAUGAUGAAUCAACAUAUGGUACUUUUAUCUAA
This is a messenger RNA of Strongyloides ratti, 1485 nucleotides long. Its product is annotated as General substrate transporter family and Major facilitator superfamily domain, general substrate transporter and Major facilitator superfamily domain-containing protein. Gene Ontology annotation, cellular component: membrane. The record is from RefSeq and is a predicted model, not a curated record. The coding region runs from base 1 to 1485 and encodes 494 amino acids. The transcript has 4 exons. Gene Ontology annotation, biological process: monosaccharide transmembrane transport. Lineage: Eukaryota; Metazoa; Nematoda; Chromadorea; Rhabditida; Strongyloididae. Gene Ontology annotation, molecular function: hexose transmembrane transporter activity.